Cicer arietinum (chickpea) is the source of this 2147-nucleotide messenger RNA. RefSeq lists its product as uncharacterized. NCBI's taxonomy places the organism in Eukaryota, Viridiplantae, Streptophyta, Magnoliopsida, Fabales, Fabaceae. The record is from RefSeq and is a predicted model, not a curated record.
ACUUUUUUUAAAUAAACUAAAAGUAAAAUGUUAAAACUUAAUAGAAACAUAAAACUUAUUUAACCUUUAUUUAUUCGUUUAUAAAGAAAAGAAGCAUAUUAUAAAUAUAAAAAAAUAUCAUUCUUCAAUCAUAACCAAUUAACGCAACAAAUAAUUGCAUUUAAUGCAGCUAUUUAUUUAUCAUUUUAUCCUAAGUCAAAAAAGUUCACAAACAAUUGGUUAUUAUAUUUUUCUUCAUAUAUUUUAUUCUUUGUAAUGAAUCAAAUUUUUAUAUUUCAUUCUUACUUUCUGAAUUAGUAAUUAAUUUUAUUUUUAUAUUUUAUUAUUGUCUUAGUAGUCAAUUAUACUUUUCUUAACUACCGGUUGUUGAAUCAAUCUUCACCAUUCAAACAUACCUUUAUUUCACUCACUGCCACCCUCUCCAAACAAACCAACCUUUGAAACUUUUCCAAAACCACUCACUACUUUCAUAGUUUCAUUUCCAAAGUCUCAAUCUUUAUAUAGUUUCUCCAAAACCCCAUAUGCCAUAUUCUCUCUCUUAAUCCCUUAUUUUAUUUUUCUUCCAACUUUGUAUUACACCAUUGGAGAAAAAAGUUCCAAACUUUAAUUUUACAAUUCAUAUCUUCACAAUUCAAUCUUGUAAUUCAUUUUAAAAUUUCUUUUUGAACUCUUGAGACUUCUAUUCAUUGCAAUCUUUCUUUGAUUUUGAAUAAACUAAAUUGACUUAUUUUUGCUUCUAACUUUUUGAGUUUUGAUAAUCCAUUUAAGCCCUCUAUUGUUCUAUUCAUUUUCUCAUUAUAAAAAAAAAAAAUAUUUGUUUUUAGUGGUUUUUUCCAUUUUAAAAUUUUGGGUGUGAAUUUUUUUCUCUCUCUCUUUUUUAGUUGAAUGAAAUGGUUGUUGAAUUUUGUUCAGAAAAUUUUGGUGUUACCAUGAGUCCAAGAAUUUCAUUCUCACAUGAUUUCUCUCAAGGUGUAAUACCAAUUGAAGGACACCCUUUAAGGUCAAAUUCAUCUAGUUUGAAUUCAAGCAAUAUUGAUUUUGAUUUUUGUGUUAACGAAGAUUCAGAACUUCAAUCAUCUUCAGCUGAUGAGCUUUUCUCACAUGGAAUUAUUCUUCCAACCGAAAUCAAGAAAAACAAAAACAAUAAUAAUGUUUCUUUCACUACGGCAGAAAAGACUUUUCACAACGGUCAAAAACCACUUUUUACAACGGUUUCGCCGCCAAUUAAACCACAACCUCAACACUUUCCAUUACCGCCACUUUAUGUCAAUGGUUCAGCAACCAAAAAGCACACCAAGAAAAUGAUCACAAAAGAUUUCAAAGAAUUGAACAAUAUUGAUGAAGUGGAUGAAAAGCAUAGUUCAAAUUCUAAGUCCUUUUGGGGAUUUAAGAGAAGUAGUAGUUGUGGAAGUGGAUAUGGUUCUAGUUUAUGUCCUUUACCACUUCUUUCUAGAAGCAAUUCAACUGGCUCUUCAACAAGUCUUAAGAGGAUGCAAAUAUCAAAAGAAGGUUCUAAUGUUAAGCAAAAUUCACAAAAAAAUUCUUCUACUAAGAAGUCUUCUAAUUCUUUUGGUCAAAACAAUCAUCAAAAGCCACCUUUGAAGAGAAGUCAUGGAGCUUAUGCUAAUAAUGUUAGAGUUAGUCAUGUUUUGAAUGUUCCUUCUGGAAAUUUUUUUGGUUUUGGUUCAAUCUUCUCCAACAAUAGAGAUAAGAGUAACAAGAAAUAAGUUUACUAACUUGCAAAAUAAAAUAGUUUUUUUUUAAUCUAAUCUUUUUACUAAUGUACAAAUUGGUGGGGUCUUUUUUUAUUUUUAUGUUUCUAUGGUUUGCCUUGUGAUAAGGCAAAUUAGGUGUACCUUGUAUAAGUUAAAGGUGUGAGAGGUAAAUUGUUUUCAUCAAGAAGACAAAGUGAUAAGAAAAAGAUGUUUGUGUGAAUGGGAUGGACAAAUAAUGAUAUAUAUAAUUCAAGCACAUGAUUUGGGGGCACAAAAUGUCAGGUAAAUGUUGCUUUCAUGGUUGUCCCUUGUUAUUGUUUUUUACUUCUUUGGUCAUACAAAGUGUAAUUACAUUUAUUUUGAUAUGUGAUUUUCCCUCUUAAAAGAAGUUUGUAGAGUUAUAAUUGAGAAGUGUUUUCUUUUCGGUUGUUA